UCUUUUAGAGUUCAAAACAAAAAGAGAAAAGCUAAGGGUGUAGUUCUACCCGAGUUGUAACAAUGGUAUUAGAGUCGUUCACCAUUCCCUAUGUCGACUGUGCCAUGAAUGAUGACAUUAGUAUGCUAGUGUUCGCUCGGGGCUAAUAAUAUCUAGCGCACAUUAAUGCAGUCAUCGAGAACAACAAAUGUGAAGUGUGGUUGUUUAUUAUUGUUAGUUGCAAGUUCUACAUUGAUACUCCAAAGUGUCGAUAUAUGUAAGACUUGCAAUUGAAUUAGGGUUGGCAAUCGUAUGAGGCGGUGCGAGAGUAGAGCAGCAUAGGUUUUAGACUAUGCAGGCGGUGGGAGUUUAAGGCCAUGCGGAUGGGAUGGGUUGAAAUAUUUUCUCGAAAGAGCUGAUGAUGCGGGGCGGAAUGAAUUGCGAGUCUAUUGUAUCUCAAGCUAUGGCGGCCUCCAAGGUAUCCAUCAUGUCAACAUGGACAGUUAAAGCUGGAGGGAGUCUUACUGAAGAGCACUGCCAUUCAGAUAAUUGUAAGAUAAUUGAGCUGACACCAUGGGACAUUCUUGAGCUUCAAAUUGAAUAUGGUCAAGGCGGAGUCUUCUAUCGCAUGCCUACAUCUCAACAAGUAAGAGAUCUAUCAAAAGCGACCAACACCGACUCCUUGAUUGAUCAUCUUAGAGUUUCAUUAUCUCGAGUUUUAGAUUUCUUUCAUCCGUUCUGUGGCCGCCUUGAGGCUAUCACUGAGCAGAUCAGUGGAACCACUUCUUUCUUCAUUAACUGUAACAAUGCCGGUGUUCAAUUCAUCCAUGCAAAGGCUGAUAAUGGUGUUACAGUUGACAACAUUUUGGAAUCAAAUUUCGUUCCUCAGGUGGUACAAGAACUUUUCCCAUUAAAGGGAGUUCAAAACAAAGAGGCUACCUCCCAACCACUUUUAGCUGUGCAAGUAACAGAGUUUGUGGAUGGCAUUUUCAUUGGCUGCUCAAGCAAUCACACAGUAGCUGAUGGAUCAUCCUUUUGGCAUUUUUAUGAUUCUUGGGCUGAGAUAUCUUGUGGUUCUAAUGUCAUCUCAAAAAUCCCCGUUUUGAAACGUCAAUUCCCUUUCAAAAUUGAAAAUCUCUCUAAACGCAUUUCUAUACCUAAUGAAAGAAUCAAUGUCGCAGGCGAUCAUAAAUUCAUUCCACCAGCUGUACAAAUAACGUUGCGAGAAAAGGUGUUUCAUUUUACCAGAGAAAGUGUAGCCAAGCUAAAAGCAAAGGCCAAUCUUGAAAUGAACACCACCAAGGUUUCGUCUCUUCAAGCUGUGUUGGCUCAUGUUUGGCGAUCCGUCAUACAUUGUCGUCGUCAUCUCGAUCACAGCGACGAGACUACUUUUGAGGUAUCGAUCAACAUGAGGGAAAGAUUGAAUCCUCCUUUGCCUGAAGGGUUUUUUGGAAAUGCAAUUUACCCUUCUACUAUAACGAUCAAGACGGGAGAGCUACUCGAGCACGGAUUUGGAUGGGCUGCUUUACAAAUUAAUGAGAUGAUUGCUUCGCACGACCAUAAAAAGUUUAAGUGCAUCUACGAGAGUUGGAUGAAGGACCCUGAGGUAACAAAAUUGGAUGAUUUGCCAAGCAAUUACUUUAUGUUGCACAACUCUCCAAGAUUCAAUGUUUAUAAAUAUGAUUUUGGUUGGGGAAAGCCAAUUGCACACAGAAGUGGCGGGGGGAACUUGUUCGAUGGGAAAAUUACUGUGUUACCUGGGCUAGAACAAGGGAGCAUAAACCUUGAGAUUUGCCUUUCUUCAAAGACGAUGCAAGAACUGGAGGAAGACAAAAUAUUUGGGGAGUUUGUGACCACACCAAUUGUCGGUGUGGAAUAAUGAACGAUUGACAGAGCCAUAAAAAAGUGGUUCUUAAUUAUCAGUGUCUAAAUUUGCUACUUAUCUAUGAAUCUUUCUGCCAGCCUGCCAAGAUAGAGCAUCACCGAAGCAAUAAUAUGUCAUAGAGGAGAUAAGUUGUGUCUCAGGGCUGCUGCUUGUAUUUGAGAGAUCUUUUUUAUUUUGUUGUUGUGAUUUGAGAAGCUACAUUCUUUUCAACUGGUAUUAUCUUUGGGGAAAAAAUAUUUGUUUAUUGCA
Messenger RNA from Capsicum annuum, 2113 nucleotides. RefSeq names its product protein ENHANCED PSEUDOMONAS SUSCEPTIBILITY 1. Bases 398 to 1858 code for a protein of 486 amino acids. The record is from RefSeq and is a predicted model, not a curated record. The transcript has 2 exons. Lineage: Eukaryota; Viridiplantae; Streptophyta; Magnoliopsida; Solanales; Solanaceae.